Messenger RNA from Stylophora pistillata, 940 nucleotides. RefSeq lists its product as uncharacterized. Lineage: Eukaryota; Metazoa; Cnidaria; Anthozoa; Scleractinia; Pocilloporidae. Gene Ontology annotation, molecular function: protein binding. The record is from RefSeq and is a predicted model, not a curated record.
GGCAGCGUGCCAACCCAACGCUCAAUUUAGUCGAAGGGAAGAGUUCUAAAAGAAGAACACAGCGAGAACACAGCCAGAACACUAUAAUGAGAGCAAAUACUGGAGGAAAAGAUGGCCACGAACUUGCGAAAAGAAGACGAAGAAGAAAUAGAAACGGGGAGAACAUGUCAGAUACUGCUUCCAAUAGCAAUGUUUCUUCAAAACAAGAAAAAAAGAAAAGUUCUGUUGGUGAACAAGAGGAAAAUCGUCGUGAAAACAACACGAACAGUCGAAACUGUGAAAGUCGCCGAUAUGGCAUGAUUGUAGAAGACAUCUACAUUGAAAUGGACGAUAUUAUUUGUGAAAUUCAGAACGGGAAAAUCUCAUUGGACGCGUUGCCUAAGUUGGGACUAUUUCCUUUACAUGAGGCAGUCGCCCGUGGACUUACAAAAUAUGCCGAAAGCUUAAUAGGACUUGGAUUACAGCUUACAAGCGAAACUCCUGACGGACUUACACCAUUGGAGAUAGCAGUUAUGGCUGGGAAUUUUGAAGCUGCUGCCUUGUUGAUUCAGCAUGGGGCUCCUGUUGAUCGAAUUCGAGAUGGAAUUCCUCAAUUUAUGUAAAGGUUUUGCGCCCUCAUUUCGACUUAUUCAAGAGAUUUAAGACUGUUUGUUACCAACUUGACUUAAUUUCUGCCUUCUUGUGGGAGAGUAAUAUUAUAAAGACUGGUUAGUUUAUGUCGCUUAUGAAUGACGGAACAUCACUGUCAGCUAUAAUCGCGCUCAAGCCAUCACAGUUGGACUUCGUGGAGUAUAUUUCACAAACAAUUUACAUAAAUGUUAUUUGGAGACAGAAGCUUAUUGUUUUAAGCAGCAAUUGACAGCGCGUCACGGAAAAUGUCAAAGAGUUUAUAAUACUGUAUUGUAUUUAUUGAACUAAUAAACUAUCAUCGCCCGAUAGC